Alosa sapidissima (American shad) is the source of this 7340-nucleotide messenger RNA. RefSeq names its product cylindromatosis (turban tumor syndrome), a (gene cyld). Bases 2418 to 5366 code for a protein of 982 amino acids. Lineage: Eukaryota; Metazoa; Chordata; Actinopteri; Clupeiformes; Clupeidae. The record is from RefSeq and is a predicted model, not a curated record. Gene Ontology annotation, molecular function: K63-linked deubiquitinase activity; cysteine-type deubiquitinase activity. Gene Ontology annotation, cellular component: cytosol. Gene Ontology annotation, biological process: regulation of mitotic cell cycle; positive regulation of extrinsic apoptotic signaling pathway; regulation of intrinsic apoptotic signaling pathway. The transcript has 18 exons.
GCCACCGUUCCGCUGCCGGACCAUAGAGAACAAUAGGAAACCUGCUGCUUGCCGCUGGCUAAUGUGAUCCCUGCCUAAGACCAAGCUUUAUGGUAAAUGAUGAUUAGCCAUCAUUACCUGUUUGGCCCAAAUGGGUUUGGCAGCAAUUAGAUUAUCUUUUUUAUUCAAACAACUUCUGAUUUACUCCGCUGAAGAAGGUCUGCUGACCGAAAGCUUGCGCAGAUUUGAGUAAAAACUUUUUUGCACAGACUAGAGUGUGUGGAUUUUUCUUCUAUCCUUUUUUUCUUCUAUCCAUUCAAAUAUCUUCUGAAAUAUGAUCUCACUUUCUACCACUGAUUUUUAAAAUCUAAAAUCGAUCUAUGGAUUACUAUCCGUCAAUACUGUGAUAACUGGGCAAAAUCUGUGGAAUGUGGAAAAACAGAAAAUCAAGAUAUAUACUCUUUCAUAUCAAGGCGUACUGUAGAUAUGCCACUUGAUGGAAUAAAUCAUGAUAAUGUCCCUAGUAGGUGUGCUAAAUUUCAGAACUUGUUUUAUAGGCAUUAUAGACUCCAAUGACAGAAGAGGAAGGAAAAUAAUAAUCCUAAUAUAUGAAAAGUAAGAAACACAAUGGGUUCCUACUCAGCUUGGCUGUUUAGCCCACAAUAUAUGCAAAUGUAGGCAGUCACAAUUAGGUGUGUAGGCAGCAUCACUGCUUGUCCCUUAAUAUUGUUGUCCCCAACUUGUCCCCAAUACAAUUCUUUGCUAAGCAGGUUCACUGCUUGGCCCCCAAUAAUAUGCAUUGAAACACAGUGUCCCUAACUAGCUUUGCUUCAUGGUCCCUAAAUAGAGAAGGUAGAGACACAAUAAUUAUCUAGCCUACGUAGGUCUUGGUGGCAACUUUGACCAAGUUAUUACAAUAUUGGAAAAGUAUUACAUGAUUGGGUUCUGAAAAAAUAAAGUUAAACCCAAUAAUGUAAAAAACUCCCAUUAAUGUAAUAAGACAUUGUAAUACAUUAUUGGGAUAUUAUUGCAUUAUCAGGUGUUAUUACAUUUUUGAUGGAGUUAGGAGACUUCUAUUACAUCUUUUGUCUUGUGUGUCAUUUAUUAUUUUGAAAAUUUGUUUGUCAUGUCUUGGUGUCACGGGUAGGCCCCCGACUGGCAUCUUUUGUCCUGUGUGUCAAUGUCUUGUAUGUGGAGCGCUUUGGGUUGCACUCUGCAUACAAAAAUGUGCUAUAUAGGCCCUAAAUAAAAGUGACUUGACUUGAAAUCAUUGGGAGUUAGGUCUAUUACAUUAUUGGGAAGUUAUUACAUCAUUGGGUUCUAGGCUUUGGAAAAGGUCAGACAAGCUCUAAAUGUUUGUGCACUGUAAGACUACUUCUUUAACAGUAUUCUGAAAUUAGGCUAUGUGCCUUUGUGGUAAAACUCAGCCCCUCGCCUAGUGGUGGCAGGCAGGAGGCCCUCACAACAGUAGCCUAACCAGCAUUAUUAUUUGGGGGGGUCCAACCAAGUGUAUUUUUUCAUAGCCACCAACAUUUCUAUAUGUUUCACUGGCUGGCCAUGUGUAACCUUCUGACAUGUUGCCUAGUUUAUGUGUAAACGGCAUUUUACGUGUUAGAGUGUAUUAUUUCAUGAGCUCCAAUGGCAUUGCCUGCAAUAUUAGAACUAUAAGUUACACUACUGUGUGCAACUAGCCAGCCUCUUAUGACUGCAUUUUCCAGUCUAUUCUAACCCUGGCAGACUGUUCUUCUGUUUCCUUACAACCAAACCUCUGGAAAACCCCAGAAGGCGGGUUUCUGAAAAUUGACAUGGACAUUGGCCAUCCCACAUCUAUAACGCCUUUUGAUUUGCCAAUGAUGAAGCACGUAGUAUCCGCAAAUGUCAGUGUAGCAUGGCGUCGUAACUCUCCUUGUAAAUAAACUGAAAUUGGUUCUAAAUUAUUUAACACCUUGCUGUCUUGUAUUCACUUGUCGACCGUCAGUAGAAUGGCCAUGUAACUAGCCUUGGACAGUCAACAAGCUGUCGUCGAAGUGCAUAUUAAAGAACUUAAGAAAAUAAACAGUACAAUUUUGGUCUAAAUUCGACUGCAUGGGCGAGCCAGCCAGCCAGCCAGUCGAGUACCAGUCGAGCUUUGAAGCAGUGAGUGAAACGACCAAGGCUGGCUUGUGGAUUUGACAGAAGCGAGUCCACAGUGGAACACUUUUGGUAACGUUAGCGUCUCCUGUGAGAUGUCAUCUGAAAUAAGCAGGUCCUGAUCGGUGGGCUCCUGCGAUUUCCCCCUGUAGACAUGCGAGCGUCCAGGUGAAGGGUCAUGACUGGAGUCCUUGGCACAGAUCCUGUGACUGCCCCACUGGUGUAGCCCCCAACCUCCUCGUGUUUGUGUCUGUCUCGCCCUCACCCCUCGCUCCCUGUGCUAUGCCCCAGCCACCCCGCCCUCAGCCAUGAGUUCGGCCCUGUGGAGCCAGGAGAAGCCCGGGGGCGGCAGCGGCGGGGGCUGCUUCCGGGAGGACUGGCGCUUCUACAUGGUGGUGACGGAGUGCGUGGUGGAGAAGCCGCCGCAGAAGACGCUGCGCAUCCCCCGCGGCAGCCUGGGCCAGGCCUGCCAGGAGCGCAACAGCCUGGGCCGCACGCUGCCGCCGGCCAAGGGCAAGCGGAGCCUGCGGCUGCUGGACCAGGCCAACGUGGUGCUGAGCCUGGACGAGCGUGACGUGGCCGAGCUGGACGAGAAGCUGGCCGAGCUGCUCUUCCCCAUCACCAACUGCGAGGAGCGCUACAGCCUGCUGUGCAACGAGCCGCGGCUGGAGCGCGCCCGUCAGAUCGACUGUGGCUCCAAGGUGCGCGUGCAGCUGCGUUCAGGCGAUGACCCUCUGCCCGGCGUGGUGCGCUUCAAGGGGUCACUGCUCCCGGACCGGGCCCUCUCCGGCAUCUGGUUCGGUGUUGAGCUACUGGAGGAGGGCCGAGGCCAGGGCUUCACGGAGGGCUCGUACCAGGGCCAGCAGCUGUUCCGCUGCGAGGACGAGUGUGGCGUGUUCGUGGCCGUGGACAAGCUGGAGCUGUGGGAGGACGAGGACGACGAGCUGGGCGAGCUGGAGGUGGACUCGGUCACGCUGGUCGACAGCGAGCACGACUUCCCGCCGCUGGAGAUCAACUCGCGCGUGCUGGUGCAGACCCGCGAGGGGCCCGAGCGCGGCACCAUCAUCUUCUAUGACCUGUUGCCCGGCAACGAGAGCCUGGGCUUCUACGUAGGGGUGGACAUGGACAAUCCCAUUGGGGACUGGGACGGCGUUUUUGACGGGAAGCUGCUGUGUAGCUUUGCCAGCCUCGAGCACACCCGCCUCGUGCCCGUCUGUGACGUGAUGCCAGAGUACUCCAUGCAGGACCAGAGGCCCCCCAAGCACAGCUUUGCCUCUAGAGGCAGCAGCAGUGACAAGUCCUCUGGCCAGAGCAAACCAAAGAGCAAAGGAUUAGGUCUUCAGUGUGGGAGUAGGAGCAAGUCUGAGUUUUAUUACACUUUAAAUGGCAGUUCUAUUGAUCACCCAGCCCAGUCCAAAUCCAAAAGCACAUGGUACAUUGAUGAAGCGUCAUGCAGCUGUCUGCUGGGAGAGGACCCUGCCAAGUCCCUCACGGACACUCCCCCCGACUUCAAUCAGGCGUCUCCGCCGUCCCGCGCCGUCCCGCCCUCCACCUCGCUGACCAGCGACCAGAAGUUCCACUCGCUGCCCUUCAGCCUGAGCCGCAAGAGCGGCCCCAACGGCAGCAUGAGCCAGGGCCCUCUCUCGCUGUCCGUGCAGUCGGUCAGGGCCGACCAGCCCGACCUGCAGCAGGGCCAGCAGCAGCAGGGCCAGCAGCCGCCGCCGCCGCAGCCCACGGCAACCGCCGUCUCCCCCAGACAGCCGUCGUCGCCGCCGCCGCGGGGGCACCUGCGCCUGGAGGUGGGCUCGCUGGUGGAGGUGAAGGAGAAUCCACCGCUCUGCGGAGUCAUCCGUUGGGUGGGGCUGCCCCCGGGGCUGGAGGAGCACCUGGCAGGCCUGGAGCUGGAGGAGGAGUGUGUGGGCUGCACGGACGGCACGUUCAAGGGCACCCGCUACUUCACCUGCCCGCCCAAGAAGGCCCUGUUCGUCAAGCUCAAGUGCUGUCGGCCCGACUCACGCUUCCCCUCGCUGCACCACUCCGCCAACCCCAUCGAACGCUGCAACUCCAUCGCCUUUGGAGGGUACCUGAGCGAGGUGGUGCAUGAGAACACCCCUCCGCGCACAGAGAACGACGGGCUGGAGGUGAUGGUGGGCAAGAAGAAAGGCAUCCAAGGCCACUACAACUCCUGCUACCUGGACUCCACCCUCUUCUGUCUGUUUUCUUUCAGCUCUGUUUUGGAUACAGUACUGCUGAGGCCUCGGGCCAAAACUGAUGUUGAGUAUUACAAGGAGACACAGGAGCUGCUGCGCACAGAGAUCGUCAACCCGCUACGCAUACACGGCUAUGUGUGUGCAACUAAAAUAAUGAAGCUAAGAAGAAUCCUGGAGAAGGUGGAGGCUGCCUCUGGCUUCACCUCGGAAGAGAAAGAUCCUGAGGAAUUCCUGAACAUCCUGUUCCAUCACAUCCUGAGAGUAGACCCUUUGCUGAAGCUGCGGUCAGCCGGGCAAAAGGUCCAGGACUGCUACUUCUACCAGAUCUUCAUGGACAAGAAGGAUAAAGUGUUAGUGCCCACAAGCCAGCAGCUUUUAGAGUGGUCCUUCAUCAACAGCGAUCUCAAAUUCGCUGAGGCUCCCUCCUGCCUUAUAAUACAGAUGCCUCGCUUUGGGAAGGACUUCAAAAUGUUCAACAAGAUCUUCCCCUCUCUCGAGCUCGACAUCACAGACUUACUUGAAGACACUCCUAGGGAGUGCCGCAUCUGUGGGGGUCUGGCCCUAUACGAGUGCAGAGACUGUUACGAGGACGGUGACAUCACAGCUGGGAAAAUCAAGCAGUUCUGUGAAAAGUGCAAUACCCAGGUCCACCUCCACCCACGGCGGAAGUCCCACCGGCACGGGAAGCUGUCCGUGCCCAAGGAACUGCAGGAGAGCGUGUGGCGUCAGGGCAGCUUCCCCCACCAGCGGAUGGAGCUGUUCGCCGUGCUCUGCAUCGAGACCAGCCACUACGUGGCGUUCGUCAAGUACGGCGCCGCCGACUCCGCCUGGCUCUUCUUCGACAGCAUGGCCGACCGGGAUGGGGGCCAGAACGGAUUUAACAUCCCCCAGGUGUCGCCGUGUCCGGAGGUGGGGGCGUACCUGAAGAUGACCCCCGAGGAGCUGCACGCACUGGACCCCAAGAACAUCCAGGGCUACGCCCGCCGCCUGCUGUGUGACGCCUACAUGUGCAUGUACCAGAGUCCCACCAUGAGCCUGUACAAAUGAAGAUAUCCCACAUGUGUACACACACACACACACACAAACCCACUGACACAAACCAAACUGAGGAAAAAGGAUGGGGGGGGGGGGGGGGGGUUGAACAUGGAGCGUUGCCCAUGAAACUGACAUUUCCCCCUCCCUCUGCCUCCUCCUCUCCUCCCCCCUCCCCAAAAAAUAAAAGAGAUACUCCUCCCAUCAAUGCCUUGCCUGCAUCGCUGUCUGUGUGAAGAUGAAGAUGAGAUAGAUGGAGAGGGUGCGGAGGGGUAAGAGGAAGAAGAGGAUGAUGUCGACUACGAUGAAGAGGAGGAAGAAGAAGAAGCCUAUUUGCACUGUGUGUUUUGUUGAAGUGUUCUUCUCUUCGUGUUUUCCCUCCCAUGAGUAAACACAAGUCACCCCAGUGGACAGACAAUUUCUCCAGUGCCGGAAGGGUGCAGGGCUGAGUGCUCAUCCUCAGAGAAGUGUGUGUGUGGGGGGGGGGGGGGGGGGGGGGGUUGGGGGUAGGAGGGGAGCUGAUGAAUAUUCACUGGGAUCGGUGGGAGACAGCAGGGGGAUGUGAUCGUCUCAGGUGACUGCAGCGUCUGAUACCCGAACGAGACUUGGUAACUGGAGCUCGGCGGCCUCCUCUCUCAGACCCAAAGGAAAUAGACGGAGUCCUGGCUCUCUCCAGCAGAGGACAAGACGACAUCUCUCUCUCUCUCUCUCUCUCUCUCUGUCUCUCUCUCAUCUUGUAACCGAACCAACGCAGAAAUAACGCUCAUGUCAGCGUGAAGCAGACUCUGCACUGUUCGACUCAAUAGCCCCAUUGUAGAACAGACGUCUCAGUACCGCGCUCAGCUGUAAUACGUACACUGUACACGAACCAUCUCUGCAUAUUAUGUCCAAACCUUGGCGCUGCAAGUAGUGUGGACAUGGGUUUUUUUGGCAGUUGGUCUCAUUCCCAUGUUUGCUGUGAUUUUUGUUUUUUUUCCCCCUUUCUCUGUCCAGUGUAAUGCACUAUGUUGCUUUAGACGUCACAUUGUUAAUUUGGCUACAAUUUGCAUUGUAAUGUUAAGCUUCUGCAACUCUUUUUUUUUUUUUUUUUUUUUUUUUUUUGGAUUCGACCGGAUAGCACAAGAGUAAAGCACAGCCUUUUUGGAUGUAACAGCUUGAUUUUAUGUGUAAUUUUCAAUUUAGGGGGGAAAAAAAACAAACAGCUUUCCCACACAAGCUUUCUAUGUGUUGGAGACAAACUAAAAUGAAUUUAUCGUGGUAAUACCCACUACUACCAAUAUGCAUUCUAGAAUUACUGUAAUCCCAUGUUUACAGGUAUUGCUCCUGAACAUGCAUUGGUGGAAAAAAAUGCAAAAGUCUGCCUUUUCCGACCUAGUCAUUGCACUGAACUUUCUUUUAAGAGUUAAAAAUAUAUAUAUAUAUACUUAACUAAGAUAUAUAAGAUCAUGGAGGCAUGAAAAACGAAUUAAAUUACACACAAUGGAUGGAAUUAGUGCAGGUACUUACCAAACCAAGAAAUGCUCAGCUACACCAUCAUUAAAUGAAUAAAAUUCGACUGCCUUUUGGAUCUUGUUCUGAGAUUAUAUUCAUUCACAGAAGAGAAAUCGCAGAGCAACAAUACUUUACACUGAGUUAUGGCAGUGCUACUGAGCUGGGAGACCUCUGAUGUCCCUCUGAACUGGAGAAAAUUAAGUUGUAUUGGUGGUCCAUGAGUCAGGAAAAGGUUGUGAGUCGCACGUAUGUGGUGUCCCCAAAAAGACCUGUCAUGAUGUACUGAACACAGGUCUUCACUUAAUGGGAUAGUCCGUGUGUUUAAAUAAUUGCUUUCUGUGUCGUGUUCCUAAUGUAUGCGACAGACUUAUGAGAGUUUUGAAAACAUGGAAGAUGGACAAUGAAUUUGGGAAUCUGUCACAUAAGCAGAAUGGGAUUUAAUAUUUCUGUGCUGUUCUCCUAAGUGUUAACUAAAUUAAAAUCCUUGUUUUGAAAACA